UGGGAAAAAAAUUUAGUUUCGUUAAUUUUUUAUUUAAUUAAUAGAAAAAAGGUUGUAAAAGAAGACUAAAUUUAACUUUUUUUCCAUUACACUCAAGCAAAAAAUUAUUUAUGAAUUUCUUUCUCUUUCACAUUUUCUAAAUAUCAGUAUUUUCUAAAUAUCAGUGGGGGAUAGAUUAGUAACUACCAUCGACUUACGUUUUUGACAGAAUCUUUAUUUUAUUUAUUCCGAAGCUAUGAAAGGUAAAAUUAACAUCGGCCGAAUUUAAGCUAAAAAACAAAAUAGGAAAAAAAUAAUGUUUGGCCUAAAUAAUUGCCGUUAAGUUUGGUACAAUAUUAAUAUUUCGUUUCGGUAUUCAAAACAAACCAAUUCAUCUUUUAUACUUACCCCAUAUUUAAAGGUAUUUUUUUUCUCAGGAUCGUUUCUGGUGUCUGAGAAGUUCUUUGAUCCCUUUUCUGGAUGAAUUUCUGCUUUUGUAUCAAAAGUGCAGGGAAAAGGACUCCUUCGAAGAUAACGAUUUAGAUUUAAUCAUUAUAGGAUGACCUCAGCAUCACAGGAUUUUAAUAUAAACUACAUCAUUAAUAUUGAACGUCUUACUCAUAACACGUAUAACCCUGUUUCUAUAAAUAUAUACUGAAUUACUGCAAAAUAUAUCUUCUGAACUCUGACAUAUAUGUAGCAAAAUUUCCCUUCUUUAUUGUCUGGAAUACACAGAAAAUUAUAUUUGUAUUUGAAUUAAAUCUUUAAGAUUUGAACUGGGCAUACCAUUCCCAAAUAUUCUGCAUAUUUUAUGUUAAAAUUGCUCACAUCUGGCCUCUUACACUCACCCUGUAAUGUCAUAUAAACAUAAGGAAUCACAUCGUUGAAAUCUUAAUGCAAUAAGAUAAUCAAUGAUUAAUAAAGAAGAAUUUUGAAAAAAAAACUUUACAGAGUAAUCUGAGUGUUAAUUAGUUAAAGCAAUUAAGAAGGCAGUUUGCAGCAUCUUCAGAUAUUACCCAAGAUCACUUUUGAUGGAGAUAUAUCAGUAGAAAUAUUUAAGAGCAAUAUACGAGAAGAAGGAAAACAUUUGUGUACUGUGACGAGAGAAAGGAAAAUUAUGGAAAAUGAAUUAUAUCGGAGUGAAGUUGAAUGUAAAAGAGAGUCUGAAGAAAUUGAUUUUUCUAAUGAGGAAAAGAAUGAAAAGGGCAAAAUAUCGUAUGAUUGUGAUAUCUGUGGUAAAUCCUUCUCUGGAUAUCGUUAUUUAACUAGGCACAAGCAUGUUCAUACUGCAAAGAAGCCAUAUAGGUGUGAUAUCUGUGGUAAAUCAUUUUCUGUCACUUGUAACUUAACUAUUCACAAACGCAUUCAUACAGGUGAGAAGCCAUAUCAUUGUGAAAUCUGUGGUAAAUCAUUUUCUGAAAAUGGUAACCUAACUCAGCACAGGCGUGUUCAUACAGGAGAGAAGCCCUAUCGGUGUGAUAUCUGUGGUAAAUCCUUCUUUGUAACUGGUCACUUAACUCAGCACAAACGCAUUCAUUCAGGAGAGAAGCCAUAUCAUUGUGAUAUCUGUGGUAAAUCAUUUUCUCAAAAUAGUGUGCUGACUAGGCACAAACGCAUUCAUACAGGAGAGAAGUCAUAUCAGUGUGAAAUCUGUGGUAAAUCAUUUUCUGAAAAAAUUAAUUUGACUGGUCACAAACGCAUUCAUACAGGAGAGAAGCCAUAUCAGUGUGAUAUCUGUGGUAAAUCCUUCUCUGUAACUGGUCACUUAACUCAGCACAAACGCAUUCAUUCAGGAGAGAAGCCAUAUCAGUGUGAUAUCUGUGGUAAAUCAUUUUCUCAAAGUGGUCACCUGACUAAACGCAUUCAUUCAAAAGAAGUCAUAUCACUGUAAUACCUGUGGUAAAUCAUUUUCCAAAAACAGCACUUUGUCUAGUCUCAAACGUUUUCAUACAUGAGAGAAGCCAUAUCAUUGAAACAUGUGGCAAAUCAUUUGCUUAUAGAAGCAGCGUAACUACUUCCUUAAACCUUCAUGAGAGACAAACCAUACCAGUCAUCUGUCAUCAUUGUUCUCCAUGUCCACAUUUGCCAAUCUCUCAUUGGUGAGAUGAUAUUUAUUGAGGUGAAUUUUCACUGUCCAGAUGCCCUUCCUGUUGCCAACCUUCCUUCACCUGUUUCAGACUAAAAUAUUUCCCCGUGACCUGACAUGUUUUUAUGUCAGAUUGGCGAUGAACGUUGCUUGCAUGGCAGUGACACCCACAACUAUCAUACAGUCUCCAGGCAAGGAUAUAGUAACACACACACACACACAUUCAUAAGCCCCUCACACUUCUAUGAAACAUCCCCCUCUAUCCUCUGUACCUCUAAUAUUCCCCCACCACCACUACCUUUUGUGUAUGUCCUCAUACAUCUCCAUCACCAUCCAUUUCUCUCUAUACAUCUAUCAUUCUCUCCUUUCUUUUCCUACUGGAAUUGUCAGGUUUCUCCUCUAUAGUAAGACACUCGUCUCUCUCCUGCUGUUAUACAUCAACCUCUCAACUGACAAAAAGCCAUCCCCCUCGCUUCCACUCCCUCUGACAACUGAUUGGAUCUUUAUCUUGCAAGUUACUUGCUGAUUCCCAAUGAUGC
Messenger RNA from Octopus sinensis (East Asian common octopus), 2604 nucleotides. Its product is annotated as zinc finger protein 492-like. NCBI's taxonomy places the organism in Eukaryota, Metazoa, Mollusca, Cephalopoda, Octopoda, Octopodidae. Gene Ontology annotation, molecular function: DNA-binding transcription repressor activity, RNA polymerase II-specific. The record is from RefSeq and is a predicted model, not a curated record. The coding region runs from base 1097 to 1870 and encodes 257 amino acids. Gene Ontology annotation, biological process: negative regulation of transcription by RNA polymerase II. The transcript is spliced from 2 exons.